AUGGGUCGAAAAAAAAAGAAACAAACUAAACCUUGGUGUUGGUACUGUAAUCGUGAAUUUGAUGACGAAAAAAUUUUAUUACAACAUCAAAAAGCGAAACAUUUUAAAUGUCAUUUAUGUCAUAAAAAAUUAUAUACUGGACCCGGUUUACAAAUUCAUUCAAUACAAGUACAUAAAGAAAAUAUUGAUAAAGUACCCAAUGCAGUUAAAGGUCGAGAUAAUAUUGAAAUUGAAAUUUAUGGUAUGGAAGGUAUACCAGAAGAAGAUCUUCGUCAACAUGAAAAACGACUAUCUGGAAAAGAUAAAGAUGAGCCAGAUAAUACUGAUACUAUAAAAGUACCUCCAAUAGUAGGUAUGCCACAAAUGCCACCUUUAGGUGUAAUGACUGCUCCACCAAUGAUGCCCAUGACUUUUACUGGUAUACCAUAUGGUAUGACAUCAAUGUCACUUCCUAUGAUGCCAGUGCCUAUGAUGACACAAUUACGACCACCUAUCCCUGUAGUUCCGACGACAGCUGGAAAUUCGGCUACUCUUCUAUCAUCGAAUCCAAUUAUAGCUGCUGGUUCUACUCCUUCGAAACCACUUUUUCCUAGUGGAACUACUGAUGCAAAUAAUGGUAUUAAUUCUUCUUCAAAUGUUACAACGAUGGCAUCAUCUAUAUCAAAUUUAUCAGCUACUGCGUCUGGAUCAUUACCUGGUAAUAAACCAAAAAUAGAACCCAUAGCCGGUGCUGCUGGUACGGCUAAAAUUAUUCAUCCUGAAGAAGAUAUUUCAUUAGAAGAAUUUCGUGCUUCGUUGUCGAAAUAUAAACAAAUAAUGAUGCCACAACAAAUACAAAUGCCACCAAUGCCAGCUGGUUUUUCUAUGGCCAAUUUUGUGCCACCUCCAAUGCCUGGUUUACCAUUCAUGGUACCCCCAACAGGAUUUCCUUCGAUGGCAUUUAAUGGUCCACGUUUUUGA
Messenger RNA from Rotaria sp. Silwood2, 960 nucleotides. The record is from the annotation of a GenBank genome assembly. NCBI's taxonomy places the organism in Eukaryota, Metazoa, Rotifera, Eurotatoria, Philodinida, Philodinidae.